Messenger RNA from Clonostachys solani, 2178 nucleotides. Lineage: Eukaryota; Fungi; Ascomycota; Sordariomycetes; Hypocreales; Bionectriaceae. The record is from the annotation of a GenBank genome assembly.
GAAGAAGAGGAGGAAUACACUGGCUUAUCCGACGAAGAGGACGAAGACUACUAUACCGACGACGAUAUAGUCGAUCAAUCGGACUCCGCUUCUUUCGAAGAGCAGCAAGGCCCGCUUCAACCACACGGUGGUAGGCGUGCGCACUUCCCGGCGCGAGCUGAACCUCCGCCGCGUGGACACCUCCCACCUGUGGGACAUCUCCAACAACAAGCAGCCAACGUGGCUCCCUACGACGACCACGGCCGUUAUGGCCGAGAGGGCGCACACUUCCCCCCACAGAUGCGCCAUCAUCAAGCACAAAAUGGACAUGCUCCAGGAGGUGGACGCCAUGCUCCCUACAUGGAUCAGAAUGGUGGCCGAAACGGCUACGGCAACCACCCUGGACAGGGCAUGUAUGGCGCUAUGCAACCGAUGCCCAAUGGCGGCCCCCAAGGAAUGGUUCCAUACCAAUAUAAUAACAACCCCUAUGGCCAGAAUCCAUACGACAUGAUGGGAUACCCCAAUCCUUACUAUUACCCAAUGCAUCCAAACUUUCAGCCACCUCAUCAGAUUGCUGGCCAGCCUCAACAACCCCAACAGAGCAACGAGCUGGUGAAGGCACCGAGCCAAGCAGUGGAGAAGAAGGAGCCAGCACCUCCUCCCCCAGACCCUGAGAAGCUCAAGCUUGAGGCCGAGCUCAAAGCUUUCAAGGCGGCUCAGGAGCAGGCAAAAGCGGCAGAUAGGCAGCGGGAACUUGAGGCCCAAAUCAGAAAAGAUGCCGAGGAUGCCUUCCAACGACGGAUGGAAGAUAUGAGGAAGGCACAGGAGGAGGCCAAGAAGGAGAUUGAGAAGGCCAAGGCGGAAGCAGAGCGCGCUGCUAGAGAACGCAUCCAAGCAGAGCGGAAGGCGGAAGAGGAGAGGCAGAAGGCACAUGCUGCGGCAAUGGCCCAAGCUGAGGAGGCAGCGAGGAAGAGAUUUGAGGCAGAGAUGAAGGCCAAGGAGGAACGAGAAAAAAUGGAGGCAGAGGCCCGCAAGCGAGCUGAGGAAGAGGCGCAACGCCGACUCGAGGAUGCUAUCAGGGCGGCAGAGACGCAGAAACUUGCUGCCGAGAAGAAAGCGGCCGAAGAAGCGGCGCGCAUGAAGCAGAUCCAAGAAGAUGCGAUCCGCAAGGCGGAAGCUGACGCAAAAGCGGCGGCAGCUGCCAAGGCUGAAGCCGAGGCCGCGGCUGUCAAGGCGGCCGAAGAGAUGAAGAGGAGAUUUGAAGAAGAAUCCCUCAGAGCGGCAGCUGCCAAGGCUGAAGCCGAGGCCAAGGCUGCCAGGGAGGCUGAAGAGAUGAAGAAGAGAAUUCAGGAAGAAACCAUCAGAGCGGCAGCUGCCAAGGCUGAAGCUGAUGCAAAGGCUGCGGCCGAAGCCGAAGCGUUGAAGAAAAAGAUUGCGGAAGAUGCCAUCAAGGCGGCAGCUGCCAAGGCCGAGGCUGAUGCAAAGGCUGCAGCUGAAGCUGAAGAGCUGAAGAAAAAGAUUGCAGAAGAGGCCGUCAAGGCGGCAGCUGCCAAGGCCGAAGCUGAUGCCGCCGCUGCCAAGGCAGCAGCGGAGAUGAAGAAGCAGAUCGCCGACGAGACGAAGGCCAAGUUUGAGGAAGAGAAGAAGAAGGCCGAGAAGUUACCGAUCAGGUUCAAAGAUGCGGUUGGCAGAAAGUUUAGCUUCCCAUUCCACCUUUGCGCCACCUGGGCAGGUAUGGAGGAGCUCAUCAAGCAAGCUUUCCUCCAAGUGGAAACUCUGGGUCCGCAUGUCCAAGAGGGCCACUACGACCUAAUUGGGCCUAACGGAGAGAUCAUCUUGCCCUCUGUAUGGGAGAAGGUGGUUGAACCAGACUGGGCUAUCACCAUGACUAUGUGGCCGAUCGAGAAGAUGCCUCCGCCUCGGAUGCCGGGCCCAGGAGGCAAGAUUCCAUCUCACGGUGGGCCGGUGGGUGGUCGCGGCCCUCUCCACCCCGGCCGAGCAGGCAAAGGCGGUCCGGUGCCAAUGCCUCCCCCAUUUGGCCAUGCGCCUGGGAAGGAUGGAAGAGUUCCCGAAGGUGUGACCGUGGUCAACGCCACACCCCACAAGCCCAAGAAAGACAAGAAGAACCAUGGAAACCCGGGGUUUCUGGGGUUCAUUGUCGGGGGUGGCAAGCCGAAGAGAAAGUCGAAGAGCAAGUGA